CGGGUGGCCGCCGCCGGCGUCAAUCGCGGCGACACGGUCCAGUGGCAGGGCCGGCCGGCGCCUCGCCCUACCCGGAGCUCGAGUGCUCCGGCACCAUCGUCGCUCUCAGGGCCGCGCUGGGCCGUCGGUACCAGGUGUGCGCGCUGCCUGCUUACCGGCGGUGGGUAUGCAGAGAAGGUGGUGGUUCCGGCAGGGCAGCUUCUCCCGGUGACGGAGGGGGUGUCGCUGACUGACAGCCGCCAGCUUGCCCGAGGUGGCCUGCCACCAUUUUCAUGCCACUCACCUCUCCCUCGGUGAAUCCUUCCUUAUCCAUUGUGGAUCAAGUGGAGUCGGUACAUUCGCUAUACAGAAUUCAAAGCACCUUGGAAAUGUACACAUGAGACAUUAUUCUUUGGACAACAUCUCUACUGCUCUAGGAGGCACUUUUGAGUGUCUGCAUCAACCUUUAGGAAUUGCAGCUGGGCUGCAGAAGAGCUAAAUAACAAACCACCAACUCCAUAUAUCUAUUGUGAAGAUAAGUAUAAUAAACACAGACAAUUUUUGACAUUUUACAUUCAUACAUCAACACAAAUUGAUGUAUACUAUCGCUGUUAAGUAGCCAUGACCAUCAUACAAAACUACGAUGCAUAAAAAAUUGAGGUUCGUCAUUUAUAUUCCAUGAUAUGAGAAUAAGAAGACCAAUUUACACAAAAGUUCACUGCUAAGUUUCAUUUUGAUCCAAACAGUGUGCCAAUUCACAUGGACCAAGCUUAUAUGUGGUACUUCCAACCCACAAACUAAACAGAUUUCUUAGUUCAGAUCAUACUUUUAUGUAGGAAAAGGCUAGCGCGGCCCUUAAGAACCCUAACCAAUGCUGCUUUGUUUUUACAACUUUCAUUGUUUCUAACAUCCAAAUCAAACUGUUGUUACACACAUGUUUGCUGUAUAGAUGCACUCAAAAAAUCCUACAUUUACUUUCUCGGAGAAUUGCAUUUUUCUGGUUGUAAAAAUAGGAUGAGCAGCAACUUUCUUGUCAACAUGAUGGCCUCCUGAAAAUAAUUGAGACCAGUCCAUCACUUAUUUAUGAACUACUACUUUUACUAUCGAUGAUAAGUGAGCUAAUUUUUCCUUAGAGAUCGCCUUCCCAUUGGCACUAACUUGUAUAGAUGCAUGUGGCCAUUUUAUUGAUUAUUCUCGAGGACCUUACAAAGUAUAACAACAAUAUGCCUGAAUCCGCCAUCUUGGCAACAUCUGCCGCUACUCCUAUCCAUAUGAUGAUGGGGUGCAAGCUAGGCCACAUACCCAAACCUCUCACCUAAGCCUAACAUCUAAAGUCGGAGGCCUCGACCGAGCCACCUACCGGGUCCGGGGCACAAACCGGUCCGGCGCACUCACAUGUGUUGUUGCCAUCUUCUACUGGUCCAUCUUCAGAGCAGAUUGAGGUGUCAACCUUGGCAGGUCCUCCGCCAUCGACAUCACCAUGAUGCCAAACGAUGACCUCCACCUACGCGAGUCCAACUCCAAGCAGCGGACGUAGAUCCAUGCUAGGAUAGGGCCGCACCACCGCCAUCGCCCACCACCCACAAGCACCACCCAACCCCAAGGUUCCCAAAGCGGCGCCUACAAGAAGGGAACGGCGCCGUGAGCGCCGCCGCCGCCCAACAAAGUUAGGGCUUUCGCCCGGGAGACCUAGGGGAAGGAGAAGUGAGGAGAUCAGUCCAUAUCGAUGCCUCCAAGGAGGGGAACGACGCCCUCAGGCGUCGCCGUCGGCGCGGCCGGCCAGGGAUUUUGCCCGAACUAGAUCCCUGCCACCAGCAGCGCCUCCUGUACAGAACCGGCGAUCAAAGGAAGCGCGGCCCAACCAGGCUGGCCCGCACGUCGAACAGGAGAGGAGGGGAGGCGCCAGAUCGCGCGCACCGGCCACCGCAUAAGCCGCCGCCAGCCGCCAACGACCACCGGGAUCUCGCCGCCCGCGCCGCCAGGACGCCAGAUCCACCGCCCGCACGGCUGCUCGCCGGAGCCUGCCAUUCCUCGCCAAAGGAGCCGCCGCUCCAGAUCCGGGACUCCCCACGCAAAGGCAGCGCAGCCGGGGCCCCGCCGCCACCAUCCUUGGCGCCCCGGGCUUGCCCGGCGGCUGCCUCAGGCGGCGACGAGGAAGGGAGGGGGAGGUGAGCCUGGUGGCACGGCUAGGAUUCGCCCCCCUUGUCCCAAUGCACUCGUAAUGCAUAUAUAGUCCCUCCUAAUCAUUUUGCGUUUGUUUCUUGUCAAGAUUCAGAUCGAAUUUUCGACAUCAGACACGUAUUUUGUUAAUCAGAUGCUGAAGGUAAGAUCAGGACACAAAAAACAUAUGGGACUUAAUAAUUAGCAGUUUCAUUUUGAUAUACUGUGCGGAAACACUUAUUUUCCAGGAAUCUAGCUUCAUGUAAGCAUGCAAAGUUGAUUUUUUACAUCCAAUUUGACCAAUUGCAGAAAAAAUCAAUCCUCUCCACUUGAAGGUAGGUGAUGCACACAGAUUUCUUCUUACCUUGCAAGCACCGUUGGAUGAAGACAGUACUGUAGGCAUGAUCAUGAUCAUGGAGAAGCGCAUGCCGUCUUGCUGUCCCUCCCCGGCUUGCCUCGAUCUUGCAUGAGAGGUUUAUUUGCGUAGGACUGUCGGGGGAUAAUUGGAUCGAGUAGGAGUUGUUACGUGGAAGAGGAGCUAGCUGGGCGAUCCUUUGGCUAGGUGACGAGGAAGAAAUUGAGACGGCUGGCCGUUGUAUGGGAGCACGGCCAGAGAUGGAGUUCGAUAAGGUCUGCACCUAACCGAGAAGGUUUAGCUACCCAUAACAAUAUCCUUAUCGGAUAUAACUUGGGGAAGGCCAAGGCGUACGCCCUACUAUAUAAGCUCGGCCACCCACGCCCCAAACAAAUCACAACCAACCUUCCUCAAGUCGUUUGUUCCCCCGAGCAAUCGAGUUGUGUUCCCGGCGGGCGAUCGAUCGAUCUUGCUGAGCAUCAUGGUUUCCGCCGACGUGGCCCGCAACAUCGUGGGCAUCAUUGGCAAUGUCAUCUCCUUCGGCCUCUUCCUCUCCCCUGUGCCGACGUUCUGGCGUAUCUACAAGGCCAAGGACGUGGAGGAGUUCAAGCCGGACCCCUACCUGGCGACGCUCAUGAACUGCCUGCUCUGGUUCUUCUACGGGCUCCCUAUCGUCCACCCCAACAGCACCCUCGUCCUCACCAUCAACGGCAUCGGCCUCGUCAUCGAGGGCGCCUACAUCAUCAUGUUCAUCAUCUACGCGGCCAAGAACACAAGGUGGAAGAUGCUCGGCGUGCUCGCCAUCGAGGCGGCGUUCAUGGCUGCCGUGGUGGCCGGUGUGCUCGUCGGCGCCCACACCCAUGAGAAGCGCUCCAUGAUCGUAGGCAUCCUCUGCGUCAUCUUCGGCUCCAUCAUGUACGCCUCCCCGCUCACCAUCAUGGGUAAAGUGAUCAGGACCAAGAGUGUGGAGUACAUGCCGUUCUUCCUGUCGCUGGUAAACUUCCUCAACGGUCUCUGCUGGAUGGGCUAUGCGCUCAUCAAGUUUGACAUCUACAUCACGAUCCCCAAUGCCCUCGGUACAAUCUUUGGCCUCAUCCAGCUGAUCCUAUACGGGUACUACUACAGAUCAACCCCCAAGAAGGGCAAAAUCGUCGAACUGCCCACCGUCCUCACCAAAAACGCCGUUACCAGUGGCGACGUCUCGGUCACCAUUGAGAAAUAAGCUUGGCGUUGUUUUAAGCCCUAAAGAUUUUGAGUAGUUAAUACCGGAUGAUACCAACAGGUCUGAUUGUUAAUUAGUAGUACUUUUUGUUAGCUAGUAGAGUCUGAGAUUGCCUUUAAUUUUGUGAACAAUUGUCGUCUGUCCGAGACUAUAGUGCAAAUUGCAAGUGUAUAUAUAAAUACCAAUGCAGCUGAGUUAUCCCAGAGAUAUAUUAUGACACCACAUA
Messenger RNA from Triticum dicoccoides, 3942 nucleotides. RefSeq names its product bidirectional sugar transporter SWEET6b-like. Lineage: Eukaryota; Viridiplantae; Streptophyta; Magnoliopsida; Poales; Poaceae. The transcript has 9 exons. Gene Ontology annotation, biological process: carbohydrate transport. The record is from RefSeq and is a predicted model, not a curated record. Gene Ontology annotation, cellular component: membrane. Bases 2976 to 3716 code for a protein of 246 amino acids. Gene Ontology annotation, molecular function: sugar transmembrane transporter activity.